UGCUAUUUUGAAAACAUUCGCUUCGAAACAUCAGUCUUUAGGUCUUUACCGUCUAACUGAAUAGGGUACAGUUUCUACGAAGCGGUCUAACGGAGUGGUUGUAGAAUUUUACAGGAUCGUGUGUCUUUAAGGAUUCGACAGCUGAAAUUAUUUAUUUAUGUAGAGUGAUUUUCCGUCAAGCAAAAUGCGAUUGAUAUCGGGUUUGCUGUUGCUCAUGGUGGUUACCGCUGCGUAUGCAACGAUGUUUGGGACUGGAGUGCAGUUCGUCAAGGAUCUAAAUAAAAAACUACGGCGAAGAUACGACGAGCGAUUCGAACGGAAAUUAUCGCCAGUUAUUUUCGUUCCCGGGGAUGGCGGUAGUCAAAUGGAUGCCAUAUUAAAUAAGAAAGAUGCUGUCCACUUCUACUGUCAAAAAUCUUCAAGCACAUAUUUCAAUCUGUGGUUGAAUAAGGAACUCCUGGUACCGUUCGUGAUUGACUGCUGGAUCGACAACAUACGGCUGGUGUACAACAACACCACAAGGAAAACUGAAAACUCACCCGGUGUUGAAACCCGCAUACCGGGCUUCGGUUCGUCAGAAACCGUUGAAUGGAUUGACCCUUCUCACGCCAGUGAAGGAGCGUACUUCGUGAACAUUGGCAAUGCCCUUGUCCAGAAUAACUAUAAGCGUGAUGUUUCAGUGCGAGGAGCGCCUUACGAUUUCCGGAAAGCUCCAAAUGAGAACAAAGAAUGGUUCAUCAAAGUGAAACAUCUUGUUGAGGAAACGUACACCCUGAACGAUAACACACCGAUAACCUUUAUCGUUCAUAGUAUGGGUGCCCCAAUGACGUUGCUGUUCCUGCAGAUGCAAACCCAGCAGUGGAAGGAUCAGUACAUUCGACGCGUCAUUUCCCUUGCCGGUGCUUGGGGUGGGAGCGUGAAAACCUUGAAGUGUUUCGCCGUGGGAGAUGAUUUGGGUGCUUUCGCGCUCAGCGGAAAAGUGAUGCGCGCGGAGCAGAUUACCAACCCAUCGUUAUCAUGGUUGAUGCCUAACCCAUUACUGUGGAAACCAAAUGAAGUAAUGGUUCGUACUCUGUCCAGAUCCUACACUAUGGACCAGUUGAAGGAUUUCUUCCAGGAUAUUGACUAUAUGACCGGUUGGGAAAUGAGACAAGAUAAUAUUGAAUACUCACUCAAUUUUACAGCGCCCGGUGUAGAGUUGCAUUGUUUGUAUGGAUCAAAUAUCAGCACCGUUGAAAGUAUAAAUUAUGAAAAAUCAUACGACUUUAGCGGAAAACCAACACUGGUUUACGGAGAUGGUGAUGGAACUGUUAAUCGACGUUCGUUGGAGGCUUGUCGACAUUGGAGCGGACAGCAAAAGCAGAAAAUCUAUCUUCGUGAAUUUCCUGGUUCCGACCAUAUGACGAUCCUCUCAGACCUGAGUGUGCUUGACAGCAUAGUUAAGGUGCUUAUGUAUGACUGAAUGUCGAAAUGAAUGCUAUAUACCAAAUAUGAAUAGAGAACAAAAGACUUUACAA
Molecule: messenger RNA, 1517 nt
Organism: Armigeres subalbatus
Lineage: Eukaryota; Metazoa; Arthropoda; Insecta; Diptera; Culicidae
Product: phospholipase A2 group XV-like
Exons: 5
Coding region: 185-1462 (425 amino acids)
Biological process (GO): lipid metabolic process
Source: RefSeq, a predicted model, not a curated record